AGGAAGCGUGUUUUCAUGUCGGUGGCUAUUUACGAUCAAUAUCUUGUAUAUCAGGUGAAGGCCUUGAAAGAGAAGAUAGAAGCAGAAAGAGGAAAAGACAACUUUCCUGUAUCUGGGCAGAAGCUCAUAUACGCCGGAAAAAUCCUGCAAGAUGAAAAACCUAUUAAAGAGUACAACAUCGAUGAGAAGAGCUUUGUUGUAGUGAUGGUUUCAAAGGCUAAACCCGCAGCUGCCGCCUCGCCUCCGGCCUCAGAGGCACCCAAACCCCCUGUACAGGACUCUGGCUCCACAUCAACAGCUGUCCCGGCCGCAGCCCCGGCCCCAGCCCCGGCCCCAACCCCAGCAGCUGUCCCCACUCCCUCCGAGGAGGCCAAAGAGGAGCCAAGUGCCGCAGCCACAGAACCGCAACAACCAGCCAGCUCCAGCGGCGGGGGUCAGGGCCUGGACGCCUCCUCAGCGCUCGUGACUGGAGCCGAGUACGAGGCCAUGCUCACAGAGAUCAUGUCUAUGGGCUACGAAAGGGAGCGAGUGGUGGCCGCACUACGGGCCAGUUUCAACAACCCCCACAGAGCUGUGGAGUACCUCCUCAAUGGUAUCCCCAGCAGCCCGGUCCAGGAGAGUAAUCCCCCGGCCCAGGCCCCCGCGUCUGGACCCACAGAAGCCCCGUCUCUAGCAGAGGGAGAGAACCCACUUGCAUUCCUGCGCACUCAGCCUCAGUUCCUGCACAUGAGACAGGCCAUCCAGCAGAACCCGGCGAUGCUACCAGCUCUGCUCCAGCAGCUAGGCAGAGAGAACCCUCAGCUCCUACAGCAAAUCAGUCAGCAUCAGGAGCUCUUCAUCCAGAUGCUGAACGAGCCGGUGGGAGAGGGAGGAGAGGCGCCGGAGGUGGGAGAGAUGGGAGCAGCGGGGGAGGAGGGCGCGCCCGUCAACUACAUCCAGGUUACACCUCAGGAGAAGGAAGCGAUCGAAAGGUUAAAAGCGUUGGGUUUCCCCGAGGCGCUGGUGAUCCAGGCCUAUUUCGCCUGCGAGAAGAACGAGAACCUGGCGGCCAACUUCCUCCUGAACCAGGGACUGGAGGACGACUGAGCGGCGCCGCCUCCCUGCUUCUCCCCCCUGCCUCCCCCCCUUCAGCUCAGCGGAAAGACUGCACCCCCGAUUUACUGUACAGACACCGACCUCGGCUCCGCCCGGCGGGAGGGGAGGACGGGGGAGAGCGGGCG
This is a messenger RNA of Plectropomus leopardus (leopard coralgrouper), 1220 nucleotides long. The record is from RefSeq and is a predicted model, not a curated record. Lineage: Eukaryota; Metazoa; Chordata; Actinopteri; Perciformes; Serranidae.